AUGGUGAUCAAGGAUAUCCUGGACGAGUGGGUUCGGGGCAAAGACGAGGGGAAGAAGCACAGCCGUGCUGGGGAAGCGAGGCGGAAGGAAGAGAUUCGGCAGCAAGGGGAUUUGGAAGGGCAUGAACUCUUGGAGCCCUUCCAAUUCAUAUCAGAUGCUGCCGUGGAGGUUGCUUUCGAGGCGAUCGCUCCACUGCUUGCAUCUUUCGGGUGCAGUCAGCCCCCUCUGGGAAAGUACAAGGACGGUUUCGAAUGGAUUCUGAAAGAGCACGAUAUCAUGGGCAAAAAUGUGAAGAAAAAGGAAAGCCAGGAUAUGGCAGCGGCUCCAAUCGAAGCUGAGGACCAGGAUAUGGCAGAGACUCCAGCCGAAGCUGGGGACCAGGAUAUGGCAGAGGCUCCAACCGAAGCUGGGGACCAGGAUAUGGCAGAGGCUCCAGCCGAACCCGGGGACCAGGAUAUGGCAGAGGCUCCAGCCGAGGCAGUGGAGAAGAGCUACCCACCGGGUGCGAUUCAGCUAUCCACAGAUGCAGACAGCCAGAUCGUUGAGGAGCAGGAGGAAGAGCAUUUUCAGUAUCAGACCGAACACGAGGUGCCAGCCACCCAGCCCGAUCCCCCAUCAGCCGAGAAGCCGAAGCCCGAGAAGGACAAUUCUGGGAUAGAUCCGAAAGACUCCGAGGACUCCCACGGCGAUCGAACGAGCGACAAGGACUUCAUGGCUGAAAAAGUGUUGGAGGAAGCAGGCGGUGAGGAUGAUGCUGCUUUGUCCGAGCUGCAGUCCAAACUGCGAGCAGCUGCUAAGGCGAAGGCAACUGUUGAGCAUGCGGAAAAGAAGACUCGAGGACGUGGCCGUGGAGGCGGCGGUCGUGGAGGCGGCCGUGGAAGGAGUGGCGCCGCAUUGAAGCGGCCAGCAGCUGCAAAGCGGAAGGUCGACGAGGUGGACGAGGUUGGGCCGGAGACGGAAGUGGUCGAGGCCUCCGCCGGGAUGGCGCAAAGCAAGGAGGAGGAUAUCGAUGCUGAAGCCAAGCCCGAGAAGAAAGCAAAGAAAGGCGAGCAGGAAGCAGACGGGAAUGAUGAUAAAGGCAAGAACGACAAGAAAAACAAGAAAGACCGGACAGCCGAGGAGAAGGAGGUGCUGGACAGCAUCCCGGAGCUUGAGAACUACAGAGUUCUUCAGCUGGCAAUAGUGAUGCCGUACUGGAGCCGACCUUUCGAGUGUGGUGUCGUGCGCAAAGCGACAUCAGCGAGGCCUAAGAAGCAGGUGCUGUUCAUCUCCGGCAAGCACACGGGGCUGCCUAUCACGUGGAAGGAGCUUGUUGACCCUUGCAUCAAAGCCGCUGAGUCUUUGGAAGAGGGCAAGGAAAUGGCGGUGGUGGAAGAUGCCUUCGAGCAGGACAAAAUGGCUUUGGCAAAAUUGACGGCCCAGCGCCUCGCCCUCGGCGCUUUGGCAGCCACACGGAUAGCUGAUGUGUCUCCACAGAGCAUCUCGACGAGUGUGGUGGGCCCAGAUGAACUGGACUGCGGUGUGGACAUCUCGCCUGCAGAGAGUGCAGGCAAAGCGGAUAUGAAACGUGGCAAUGGAUCCAACUGCACGGCUGCGGGGGCCGACGUGAGCAAGUUCAUUGCCCAGGCUAAGGCGAGGGCAGCUUUAGCCAAGGGUGUUACGCCCACCCCGAAAGUAGCACCUGCCCCGGCUUCUGUGUCUGCGAAGUCGACCGCGAUCAAAAGCCCGGACAUGAAGAAGCCUCGCACCGGAGCAGAAGCUGCUGCGCCUACGAAAAGGUUGUCAACAAAGGGUUGGACCGCUGCGGAGACCGGCAGCCAGGUGCCCUCGGCAUCUCCCAUGUCGACGACAAUGACGCCAUUGGGGCCGAAGGUGCUGGCGAAAGAGUUCGCGACACCCGGAAGCAUGUCUGUGGAUACCCCGACUGAGAAGAAGUGCGAUGAGUGGUGGGGCGACGAGUCCUGGCACUCAGCCUGGGAUGCACACGGCUGGGAUUCAUGGUACCGCCGCACCCCAUCGUCCUGGGACGGUUGGGGUUGGGGUAGCGGCUCUUGGAGUGCAGGUGACUGGCAGGCCUCAUCUGUGCAAUGGGGCCGCCGGGGCGCUGUGGAGGAGAUUAAGGCAGAAGAAGAGAGCCAGCCAGAUCUGGAAACACUGCUCGAGAGAGCCUACGAAUCUUAUGGCGAGAGCGACAGUGGAUCGGAGAAGGAAAAAGGCUCUAGAUCUUUGAGGAGUGGCGCCGCAUUGAAGCGGCCAGCAGCUGCAAAGCGGAAGGUCGACGAGGUGGACGAGGUUGGGCCGGAGACGGAAGUGGUCGAGGCCUCCGCCGGGAUGGCGCAAAGCAAGGAGGAGGAUAUCGAUGCUGAAGCCAAGCCCGAGAAGAAAGCAAAGAAAGGCGAGCAGGAAGCAGACGGGAAUGAUGAUAAAGGCAAGAACGACAAGAAAAACAAGAAAGACCGGACAGCCGAGGAGAAGGAGGUGCUGGACAGCAUCCCGGAGCUUGAGAACUACAGAGUUCUUCAGCUGGCAAUAGUGAUGCCGUACUGGAGCCGACCUUUCGAGUGUGGUGUCGUGCGCAAAGCGACAUCAGCGAGGCCUAAGAAGCAGGUGCUGUUCAUCUCCGGCAAGCACACGGGGCUGCCUAUCACGUGGAAGGAGCUUGUUGACCCUUGCAUCAAAGCCGCUGAGUCUUUGGAAGAGGGCAAGGAAAUGGCGGUGGUGGAAGAUGCCUUCGAGCAGGACAAAAUGGCUUUGGCAAAAUUGACGGCCCAGCGCCGGGCCGAAAAGGCCGUGAAGUAG
Symbiodinium sp. CCMP2592 is the source of this 2799-nucleotide messenger RNA. The record is from the annotation of a GenBank genome assembly. Lineage: Eukaryota; Dinophyceae; Suessiales; Symbiodiniaceae.